This is a messenger RNA of Otolemur garnettii (small-eared galago), 609 nucleotides long. It is a transcript of the gene ASF1B, whose product is annotated as anti-silencing function 1B histone chaperone. Bases 1 to 609 code for a protein of 202 amino acids. Gene Ontology annotation, biological process: DNA replication-dependent chromatin assembly. The record is from RefSeq and is a predicted model, not a curated record. The transcript has 4 exons. Gene Ontology annotation, molecular function: histone binding. Gene Ontology annotation, cellular component: nucleus. Lineage: Eukaryota; Metazoa; Chordata; Mammalia; Primates; Galagidae.
AUGGCCAAGGUGUCGGUGCUGAACGUUGCGGUACUGGAGAACCCGAGCCCGUUCCAUAGCCCCUUCCGGUUCGAGAUCAGCUUCGAGUGCAGUGAAGCCCUUGCGGACGACCUGGAAUGGAAGAUCAUUUAUGUUGGCUCAGCUGAGAGUGAGGAGUUUGAUCAAAUCCUAGAUUCCGUGCUGGUCGGCCCUGUCCCAGCAGGGAGACACAUGUUUGUCUUUCAGGCUGAUGCCCCCAACCCAUCCCUCAUCCCGGAGACUGACGCUGUGGGUGUGACUGUGGUCCUCAUCACCUGCACCUACCACGGACAGGAGUUCAUCCGUGUGGGCUACUACGUCAACAACGAGUACCCCAACCCCGAGCUACGGGAGAACCCACCCCUGAAGCCAGACUUCUCUCAGCUCCAGCGGAACAUCUUGGCAUCAAACCCCCGAGUAACCCGCUUUCACAUUAACUGGGACAACAACAUGGACAGGCUGGAGGCCGUAGAGAGCCAGGAUCCUGCCCUGGGCUGCAGCCUCCCCUUCAGCUGCACUCCUAUUAAGGGCCUAGGCCUUCCUGGCUAUAUCCCGGGCUUGAUCCCUGAGAACUCCAUGGACUGCAUUUAA